AUGGUGAAGGUCGGAGUGAACGGUUUUGGCCGUAUUGGGCGCCUGGUCACCAGAGUUGCCAUUAACUCUGGCAAAGUGGAAAUCGUGGCCAUCAAUGACCCCUUCCUUGACCUCAACUACAUGGCCUACUUGUUCCAGUUUGAUUCCACCCAUGGCAAGUUCAAGGGCACGGUGAAGGCAGAGGAGGGGAAGCUCAUCAUCAAUGGAAAACCCAUCUUCAGCUUCCAGGAGCGAGAUGCCGCCAACAUCAAAUGGGGUGAGGUGGGUGCUGAGUACAUAGUGGAGUCUACGGGGGUCUUCACCACCUUGGAGAAGGCUGGUGCUCACCUGAAAGGUGGAGCCAAAAGAGUCAUCAUCACUGCCCCUUCCGCUGAUGCCCCCAUGUUUGUGAUGGGCGUCAACCAUGAGAAGUAUGACAACUCUCUGCAGAUUGUCAGCAAUGCCUCCUGCACCACCAACUGCUUGGCCCCCUUGGCCAAGGUCAUCCAUGACAACUUUGGCAUCGUGGAGGGGCUCAUGACCACAGUCCAUGCGGUCACUGCCACCCAGAAGACCGUGGAUGGCCCCUCUGGAAAGCAAUGGCGUGAUGGCCGAGGGGCGUCUCAGAACAUCAUUCCUGCUGCCACCGGGGCAGCCAAGGCUGUGGGCCACGUCAUCCCGGAGCUGAAAGGGAAGCUGACCGGCAUGGCAUUCCGUGUCCCUGUUCCCAACGUGUCGGUUGUGGAUCUGACCUGCCGCCUGGAGAAAGCUGCUACAUAUGAGGAUAUCAAGAAGGUCAUCAAGAAUGCUGCCAGGGGGCCCCUCAAAGGCAUCCUGGGCUACACCAAUGAACAGGUUGUCUCUUCUGACUUUAAUGGCAACACCAACUCUUCCACUUUCGAUGCUGAAGCUGGGAUUUCCCUCAAUGAUCACUUUGUCAAGCUCAUUUCCUGGUACGACAACGAGUAUGGCUAUAGCAGCAGGGUCGUGGACUUAAUGGUCUACAUGGCCUCCAAGGAGUAA
Suncus etruscus (white-toothed pygmy shrew) is the source of this 1002-nucleotide messenger RNA. Its product is annotated as glyceraldehyde-3-phosphate dehydrogenase-like. The transcript has a single exon. The coding region runs from base 1 to 1002 and encodes 333 amino acids. Gene Ontology annotation, molecular function: NADP binding; oxidoreductase activity, acting on the aldehyde or oxo group of donors, NAD or NADP as acceptor; NAD binding. Gene Ontology annotation, biological process: glucose metabolic process. The record is from RefSeq and is a predicted model, not a curated record. NCBI's taxonomy places the organism in Eukaryota, Metazoa, Chordata, Mammalia, Eulipotyphla, Soricidae.